AUGCCAAAGGAGCCAACACAAUCAACAAAUCAUGGUUGGAAAAGGCCACGCACCAGCGUAAAGACUGAGACGUACACCACCGACGCAACGGUGUCUAACGCUGUGCGCGAAACAAACAAUAUUUGCGGUGUUCCGCGCGGUGAACUCGUUACUGUCGCCGUUUCGGCGAUCUCGCCCCACUCAAAACAGUCAGAAAUGUUAUUGAGCCGCAAUUCGACGAUCUCGUCGACACAUGAAGAAGACAACGCUGCACCGCUCGGUAGUGUCGCCGCACACGAUCAAUCGUACGAUCGUUUAACGUCCAAUAUGGAUGGCGCUCGCAAUGUGCACAGUCCCGCCGACGGUGGUCGUAUUGGUGAGCGCGUAGAGUUGUGCUGUAAUCGUUGUGGUAAUUUCGCACAAGUAAUGAAUACAAAAAAUUACAAUAAUGAUGAGAUGUUGCGUCGCGAAAACAAUUUUAAGUGUGAUAAAUGUUGUCAUUUGAGUGUUGUGCAUGCUGGCAGUGAAAGUGUUGAUAGUGUGGAGGACGAUGAGGAAGAGCCAGACAUUGGUAUUGACGAUGAUAUGGAUGAGGCGGAACUCGAUCCGGAACGUGAUGAUGAGAUGGAUUUGCAUGAAAGUGCGGCAUUGCGUUUGCCUAAGAUCGAGGAUAAAGAGAUAUCGACGACGGCGACAACGACCAUUUUGAAGGAUAACAACACAAAGCCGAUUUUGAAAUUUAGUGUUUCAGCAAUUUUGGGUGAUACCCGUGAAGGUGUUAGAGUUAGAAAUGAAUUCAUACAGCCGCAACACAUCUGGCCUUACUUACAACAAAACUUCAUACAUCACACACACUUUCCACAUCCCGCAUUCCUCACACAUCAUCCACACACGCAUCCACUUGCGCAUGCACAUCCUCACCUACCGCCACACCAUGCACACCUACCACCGCCGCCACAUCAAUUGAAUGCCAUCGGUGGCGCCGCCAAUGGCAAUAGUUGUCAGCCGCAAACCGCAGCAGCGUCGUCAUCGUCACCUGGCAGCACAAUCAGUGAUAGCGAUAAUCACUCCACCGGCACCGGCGGCAGUGGCAGUGGCUAUGGUAGUGGCAGUAAUAGCAAUAGCAACAACACCACUAGUAACACUAAUGCCAUCGAUAUUCGACCAACAUAUGAAGGUGUUGGACACAAUGACUGUGAAGAUAAUAAUAAUCGAAGACUAAGUUUACAAUUGGCGCAGGAGAAACAGCAGCAACAACAGCAUUUAGCAACAGCACACCUGCAGCCACAACAUCCACUACAAGCCCACAUGACGCCACACCACUCACCACUGCCCGGUCAGGUGGCUGGUGGUCAUCAAGUGAUAGCAAAGCCUUUGCCCAGCCGGCCUACGCCCUUCCUGCCACAUAGCCUGCAACAUCCGCAUUUGCAUUCACUGUUGGCGCAUUGUCGAAAUCCCUACAUGAGUGUUGGCGCACAAGUGUUUCCCCUGCCGCCGGGUCAAGGUUUUCCUUGGGCACACUCAACGCGUGGCAAACCUCGUCGGGGUAUGAUGCGUCGUGCCGUAUUCUCGGACUCCCAGCGCAAAGGUUUGGAGAAACGAUUUCAACAACAGAAAUACAUAAGCAAACCGGAUCGUAAGAAAUUGGCCGAGCGACUGGGGUUGAAAGAUUCACAGGUUAGUUAGUAGAGAAAGUCAAAACUUAAAAUUGUUAAAUUAUUUUUUAU
This is a messenger RNA of Ceratitis capitata (Mediterranean fruit fly), 1706 nucleotides long. RefSeq lists its product as uncharacterized. Lineage: Eukaryota; Metazoa; Arthropoda; Insecta; Diptera; Tephritidae. The transcript has 5 exons. Gene Ontology annotation, biological process: regulation of transcription by RNA polymerase II. Bases 1 to 1665 code for a protein of 554 amino acids. Gene Ontology annotation, molecular function: DNA binding. The record is from RefSeq and is a predicted model, not a curated record.